This is a messenger RNA of Zeugodacus cucurbitae (melon fly), 2859 nucleotides long. It is a transcript of the gene ems, whose product is annotated as homeotic protein empty spiracles. The transcript is spliced from 2 exons. Gene Ontology annotation, molecular function: DNA-binding transcription factor activity, RNA polymerase II-specific; DNA binding. The record is from RefSeq and is a predicted model, not a curated record. Lineage: Eukaryota; Metazoa; Arthropoda; Insecta; Diptera; Tephritidae. The coding region runs from base 436 to 2007 and encodes 523 amino acids. Gene Ontology annotation, biological process: regulation of DNA-templated transcription; brain development; central nervous system development.
CGGUGCACAGUUGUGGAUUAUUCUGACAGCGACUGUCGUAGAGUGAACACGUUUAUCGCGCGUUGAAAAGAGUCGUGGACAAAUAAGAAUAAAACGAUUCCAUAGACAUGUGUCUGAUUCGAACGGUUUCGUGAAUACUUUGUGCGAUUCAAAACAAUUCGCCUAAAAAGGCAUGUGAAUAGAUUAGCAGUGAGUUACGUUGCAGUAACAUCUAUAAUAAAAUAAAACUGAGUGAAGUGAAGUGCUUCGAAUUAUCCAAUGAAAAAGUGAGAAAAAUAUAUCUUUUGAUUAAAACUAAUUGGCACACAUUUCCCAAAGCAGUGAUUUACAAAUAGUCUCGUGAUUUCGGCCGCUAAAAUUGCUGAAUUUAUCGCGACCUCGCACCAGCAGCAACCGAGUUCAGGUUCUCCAGCAGCCGCGAAAAAACAUUUAUUUAUGACUAAAAUGAUUCCGCCGCUGCCCACCUCAGCCGUUCUAAUGCCUACGCCAAAGCAAAAGAUCGGCUUUAGCAUCGAGUCAAUUGUGGGCAACAAUGCAGCCGCAUCGCCGACACAAAGUGCCGUCGGUGUCGGCAACCAUCAGCUUUCAGGGGAGCAACUAAAUGUUGCGAAUACGACAAGUGCCCGUAGUGCACCCAGUUCUCCACCACAGACCCCACCCGCUGCUUCCCACACAUCUGGCGCCGCACAUGUUCCGAGCGCGUCAGUUUUAUCGGCGUUGCCACUGACACCGCACUCCCAUCCACACAAUGUGCAUCCACAUUUGUCACCCGCUCAGCAACACGCUCUUCAACAGCAUCUAUUGCUUCAACAUCACCAACAGCAGCAACAGCAACAUCAACAAUUAUCUCCCAAUAACAGUGCACCCAUGCGGCAGGACAUCCAAGACAUUAUCCAGCGUCUACAUAGCUCAGCCGCCGCUGCUGCCGCUGCCAAUUUGAGCAUACAUUCUGCCGGCCCUUAUAGUCCACCGCCAUCAACACAAACCCGUCUUACUUCGCCCGAGAAUGCACCAACUGUUCCACAUAUGUUGCACCUCAAACGUGAGCGUUCACCAUUACCGCCGGCUAGUGAACAGGCUCAACAUCCCGCCCAACGUCAGCAACCUAAUCAGCAACACCCUCAGCCACCGCAUACACCACCCAAAUCCGUCUCACCUUCGUCUUCGCAUCCCUCAUCUCCACCUGCCAUGAUGCCCGGAAGUCCUGUCUCGCUGCCUACGCCUACGCAACAAGCACCGCAACAGCCAUUAACGCCACAAUACCCAAAGCCACCAACCGGACUUGGUUCAGGAGCUGGUCCCAUGCUUAUGCCUGGAAUGCCACACGCUCCCGGUUUAGUGCGCCCAUUUCCCGUUAUUGGUCCCGGCGGUAUUGUACCGCCUCCACAGCAAGGCAUGCCCGAUAUAAAAGCGCUGCCACCUUAUAUCAAUGCACCGCCACCAGAGCUACCGCCUCAACAUAAUCCACACCUAAUCGCCGCCGCACAAUUUCAAAUGGCGGCCGCCCUGCAGGCUGGUCACGUUUUAGGAGGUGGACUGCCGCCACACGCCGGACCCUUCAUGACGAGCCCUGGUAUGCCACGCGACAGCUACCCACUGUAUCCAUGGCUAUUGAGUCGACAUGGCCGCAUAUUUCCGCACCGCUUUCCAGGAAAUUUCUUGCUUCAGCCUUUCCGCAAACCCAAACGUAUACGCACCGCCUUCUCGCCCUCGCAGUUACUAAAGCUCGAGCACGCCUUCGAGAGCAACCAGUACGUCGUUGGCGCUGAACGCAAGGCGCUCGCUCAGUCCCUCAAUCUCUCCGAGACUCAAGUGAAAGUGUGGUUCCAGAAUCGCCGCACCAAACAUAAACGCAUGCAACAAGAAGACGACAAAGGCGACGGCUCACAUUCCGAUCGCAGCCGAAAUCCCGCUAGCUGCGACGAGGAUGACGAUGAUGAGCUGAUCGACAUGGAAAUGGAUGAUUGUCCCAGCGACGAGGAGCACGACCUCGACGCGAGCCAUUGAAAGCGAUUUGGCCUCCUAGAGAAAAUAAACAGCGAGACGUGUGUAAAUAGUGAGAGCUCACAAGAGCUUCGAGCAUAAUGCGUGGAUAUGAGAGUUCCUUAAUUUAUUAACAAAAGAAUCGUGAAUUCUUUUGGUGUGUGAGUGGAUGUGUGUGCUAGACAAAGUGUCUAAAGUCUAAAGCGGCAAAUUGCAGGCGAACGACGACAACUAUGUGAUAUAAACUUAAAUUGUAUGAUUAUAGGCAAAUGACGAAGCUUAAUUAAUGGCGGUAAUUUAACAGUUAUAAAUAAUUUAAUGUAGAUCAGUAGGCGUUCGAUUAGUUAGUGAAAAGUGUUUGCAGAAACUUAAUGUCGCAUUUAAGGAGCGUAGCAAACGUUGUACAUAUGUGUAUGUAUAUGAAUUUGAUUAUGCGUAUACAAUUAUUUCAAGUAUUAAUAAGACCCAAAAACGAACUAAAACUAAAACCAAAUUAAUGUUAAAAUCGAUCAUCUACAACUAGCGAGGGAUCGACGGCAGCCACCUUCUCGUGAUGUGCCAAAUUUAUAAGAAAUGCCGGAUUUGAAUUUCACUUGACAAUGAUCAGUUUUUGAAAGACAAUGACGAUGAGACAUAAAUAUUAUACACCAACUAAUUAAGUAUUUCCAAUGGGACGGAUCAUUAAACUAAUUGAAAACUUUAUUUAUUUUUUGUUGUUGGAUUUUUUAUUUUUGUAACAAAAGUCUAAUUUGGUUUAGCAUUUAAGUGUAGUAAAGAGUAGUUUGUAUAUUAUUAAAUAGUUUUAAGGACAGCAAUUGAAAAUGCAGAGAGAAAAGAGUUGGAAAAUAAAGAACUAAAUAACUAGAAAAUCACAAA